Molecule: messenger RNA, 1611 nt
Organism: Oikopleura dioica
Lineage: Eukaryota; Metazoa; Chordata; Appendicularia; Copelata; Oikopleuridae
Source: the annotation of a GenBank genome assembly
AUGAAAUCAACAACGAGUUUACCGCAGUACGUCCCGCCAAAGCCAGAAUUCUCGAAUUCCUUCCACAGCGGCGCUCAAUACUCCCACAAUUCCCAUCACAACUACAGAGAUCAGUCGUAUCACACUCAUCAGAAUGGCCACAAUAAACAACUACCUCCAAUAAGCAAAAUGUACGAAGCACGAGGCGACUCGCGACGCAUUCCAACCAGAGCCAAUUCCAACUCCCAGGUGCAUUCAUCAGCUUCUCACAUGAAUCGUGCUGCAGCCAACCCAUCAUCUCAGUCGUCGAAGGAAGGGCAGGCGAUGACGCCCGACCAAGCGCUGAAGAACUUUAUGCACAAGCUGACGAACUUCGAGCACCACGAAAUCUACAACUACCCAAAUGUCUACUUCGUCGGCCAGGGAGCGCGCAAGAAGACGCCCUCCAGCCACAGUAACGCGAAUAACAACGAUGGAUAUGACGACGAACAAGGCAGCUAUAUGCUCGUCGCACAUGAUCAUAUUGCGUAUAGAUACGAAAUCAUCAAAGUUAUUGGAAAGGGUUCGUUCGGCCAAGUAAUAAAAGCCUUCGACCACAAGACGCAAAGUCACGUGGCCCUGAAAAUCGUGCGCAACGAAAAACGCUUCCAUCGCCAGGCGCAGGAAGAAAUCACCAUCCUCGAGGCUCUCCGAAGACAGGAUCGCGAUAAUAACAUGAACCUCGUGCAUAUGCUCGAGAGCUUCUGCUUCCGAAACCACGUGUGCAUGACCUUCGAGCUGCUUUCCAUGAACCUCUACGAACUCAUUAAAAAGAAUCGAUUUCAGGGCUUUAGCUUACAACUGGUGCGUAAAUUCGCUCACUCGAUUCUCCAAUGCCUCGAAGUUCUCUCAAGAAACAAAAUUAUUCAUUGCGAUCUCAAGCCGGAAAAUAUCUUGCUCAAGCAGCAAGGCAGAUCAGGAUUGAAGGUUAUCGAUUUUGGCUCGUCGUGCUAUGAGAAGAAAAAGAUCUACACCUAUAUUCAGUCUCGUUUUUACAGGGCGCCAGAAGUGAUUCUCGGCGCUGAGUAUUCAACCGCCAUCGACAUGUGGAGCUUCGGCUGCAUUCUGGCUGAAUUGCUAACUGGCUACCCGUUGCUGCCCGGAGAUGAUGAAGGAGAUCAGCUGGCGUGCAUGAUUGAACUCUUGGGAAUGCCGCCAAAGCGAAUGAUCGAAACCGCGAAAAGAGCGAAAAACUUCAUCUCUUCCCGUGGCCACCCGCGUUACUGUACUCAGACGACGAUGCCCGAUGGAACAGUAGUUCUCAACGGAGGUCGAAGCAAGCGAGGAAAGCAACGAGGACCGCCAGGAUCGAAGGAUUGGGCCACAGCGCUCAAAGGAUGCGAUGACUCCCUCUUCAUCGACUUUUUGAGAAGGUGUCUGGCAUGGGAUCCGCAGGAGAGAAUGACGCCUGGACAGGCGUUGCGCCAUACUUGGCUCCGUCGACGACUUCCUCGAACAGACGCGAGCAGUUCCCGACACGCCACUCCGGCGCGCACCUCGAACAGCGCCGCAACGACGAAUUCCUCCUCGACGCGCUCGCCGCGGGCGGCGGCAACCAACUCGCGCACGAUUCUACCGCGACUAAUCGGCUAA